Messenger RNA from Penicillium argentinense, 417 nucleotides. RefSeq names its product Cell wall beta-glucan synthesis. NCBI's taxonomy places the organism in Eukaryota, Fungi, Ascomycota, Eurotiomycetes, Eurotiales, Aspergillaceae. The coding region runs from base 1 to 417 and encodes 138 amino acids. The transcript is spliced from 4 exons. The record is from RefSeq and is a predicted model, not a curated record.
AUGCGCUCUAGUAUCAUUUCCUGCGUCGUGGCUAUUGUCUCUGUCGCUGAGGCCACCAAGUUCACUCAGCCCCAGGGAGGCAAAUGCUACGACAUCACGCUUCCGUUGAAUGUUGCGUGGGAUGAUAUCACCGAUACGGGCAACGUCUCCUUCUUCCUCUCUAAUCAAAAUGGCGCCUACCCGAACGUCGACUACCCAUACCACGUCAAUAUCCCGAUUACUCAGGGAACUAUUACUCUCCCGGGACUCGAUCAGAGCACGGCUGCCGAUUACGCCAAAAGAAAUAACGGAGGUGGAAAGGGAUACCAAAUCCGACUUGUCCGCCCUGAUGCCGCUUCGAGCAAUGGCUUCAUCACUCAGUCGGAGGCAUUCACCAUUGUGGCGCCUGGGACAGGCAAUACGUGCCCGUCUACCUAG